GUGGUUUUUCUUGUGUGGUGCAUGGUUGUUGGUGAGUAUUUGCUUCAGGUUGGGGGGCUGUCUGUAAGUGAGGACUGGCCUGUCUCCCAAGGUCUGUGAGAGUGAGGGAUUGUCCUCUCUGCAACGUAAGUUUACAGAACAGAACGCCACUAGCCGUCACCUACAGGCCCCAACUAAAACCUCUCCAGCGCAUCAUCAAGGAUCUACAACCUACUCUGAAGGACGAUCCCUCACUCUUACAGAUCUUGGGAGACAGGCCAGUCCUCCUCCUCUGGUCUUGUUUACUCUGGUCAGUUGGAUGACAGGUUCAUUAUGACAUCAGAAACCAAAAAAGCAACAUCUAAUGGGGAAUUGUAAUUUUUUUUAUUUUUUGAGGGGGGUUCAGACAUGACAUUACUAAUAUUUCAAUGGGAAAAAAUUGUAAAACCUCAUCUUUCAGGCCUUAUUUAUAUAUCAUAUAGGCUACAAACACAGAUUUUUUUUGCCUUCUGCAAGUUACCCUAUGUAACGUCCUUUAUCUAAGGAUACUGUAUAUGGAUGACAUUGGAUCUAACGAACCAGACAUCUACAAGAGAAGUUAUUUUAUAGUCAUGGUUGAAAGAAACAAAUUGUAUACAUGAACUAACUUAACUUGCAGAUAUAGUGUCUGAGUCUCUGUCUAGUACCUUUAGUAAUUUGGACCAGUGCAAAGUGGAUGUAAAAUGUUACCAAAUAAGAAUGGUCGUGUUUUUACUCCACUUUGCUCUGGUUUAAAUGAUUGCAUACAGGGCAAUAGCCGAUGUGAUCAAAUGGAAUUACUUUAAAUCGAGGUGGGGGAAAAAGUUAACUCAGAAAAGAAAAAUAUUAUAGUGGAUGGCACUGUUACAGUUUAACAAAUUUUUUUUUCUUAGCAUGUGAGCAAAUGUGCAAUCUGUUAUAGUUUUGUGAUGCAUGUUCUUUUUGGGGAAUCUGUUGCAAAUAGCAUGUUUACUGUCCACCUUAAUCUAAACAGUUAAUUCUUGUGGCAGAGUUGCUUCCUGAAAACUGGCUAUUGGUGUUGAAACUGGGAUUUUUGAAAGAAAGGUUUGCUUGCAUGGUGUUUGUGAUCACCUUUGUUCCAGGACUGAUGUAUAUAGUAUAAAUAAAACAAGUCACAUUAAGAAAGUGCCACAGAUUUCUCCUCCAAUGAAUAACUAGUAAUAGUACUUACUGCCCACUUUCAUGCUAUGAGUUAUUAAUUAAAUAGGGAAUUGUGGGAGGGAGUGGGGAGAAUUGGGUUAAAUUAAAUUUAAUAUAGUAAGAACCAGGGUUUUGCAGAAGAGAAAGUUAAAGCCUCAGGAAGUGUUAUGGCCCUGUGCAAUUUACAGUUUUACUUUUGAGGCACCAACCAGCUGCUUUGUAAUAUAACAAAUAUUCUUCUCUAAUUCACUGAGACAGUAUAAUUACAUGUGUUUAGAUAUGAUGUUGAUCCUCAAAUGUGUAUAUGUUAUUACAGCACAGUUACCUAUCAGAAUGAUGCACUGAUUAUAGCCCAGAGUACAGUGGUACACAUUUUACAAGAGCACCAGUUCUCAUUUAAGAAUUCCCUUCUUUAUAGGUAAUACAACAGGAAACACAGUAAGGACCCAGUCCUGCUGUCACUGAAGUGAGUGGCAAAAAACUGACUUCAAUGGGAACCAGGAACAUUUGCUGUAAUGUAAAGGUGUCCCCCUUAUGGAAUUCAAAGAACAGUUCAACAUCAUUUAACUUCAACUUUUGUCUAUUCUUUUGAAGAAAUGGACAACAUCACUUUACAAGGCCAAAUAGAGAAUACUCCUGUAGACAUCGGUAAUCUAAAUUCCAUGCGUCCUGAGACUAAGUAAUUUAUAAAAUUGGAUGCCGUACAGAAGGUUUGUAAUCAGGAUAAAGAAGCUUUGGAAAAACAAGUAAACCUUAUAUUAAUAAGACGUUAUUUGAAUUGCAUAUUUAGCAAAACCCCACAAUUUUUAAAUGACAAUAUGAUUAUUGUGACUUCCUACAAGAUCUCACUUAGUAUGUCAGCUGUUUGCAAGUGGAAAAGAGAGAGGAAGAUUAUGGUUCAGUCGAUCUCCAAAUGAUCAAAAGUCAAAACUGCAGUUUUGUAACUUGUCUCUUCAGAGCCAUGCAAAGAUGUGAAAUUUGCGUCUCUGCAGAAUCCUAGGGCUGCUUUGGGUGGCAAUAAACAGCUGAAUCACGGCUGAGGAAAGCACGACAAUGGGAGUUCUCAAAUGAGCGUGUGGCAGGAAUAGACCACCACCACCUACUCACUCACGCUAAAGGUCUCCAGGAGGCAUUCUCCUGACACCAUGGAGAUUCUGUUCCUGAAAAUGCUUCUGCUACUGGCUGGCUGUUUAGGUGGGCUCUUUUAUCACCUCUCAGAUCUUUGUGUGGGUGAGAAGAGAACAGUUCAGAACAAGCCGAAUUUCAUAGUCAUUUUGGCAGAUGAUGUUGGAUGGGGGGACCUUGGGGCCAACUGGGCAGAAACCAAGGACACUCCUAACUUGGAUCAGAUGGCUGCAGAAGGAAUGAGAUUUGUGGAUUUUCACUCUGCUGCAUCCACUUGCUCCCCAUCCCGUGCCUCCCUGCUCACAGGAAGGCUCGGCAUUCGCAAUGGAGUGACCCACAACUUUGCUGUCACAUCAGUGGGUGGCCUCCCCCUCAAUGAGACUACGUUAGCUGAGGUUCUGCAGGAAGCAGGAUACAUCACCGGGGUAAUAGGUAAAUGGCACCUCGGACAUAGCGGCCUCUAUCAUCCCAGCUUCCGUGGUUUCGACUAUUACUUCGGGAUCCCCUACAGUCACGACAUGGGUUGCACUGACACCCCAGGUUACAACCUCCCUCCCUGUCCAGCAUGCCCUCGACACUCUGCGGACACAAGCAGCCAUGGGAGAGAUUGUUACACAAAGGUGGCUCUUCCUCUCUUCGAAAACAUUACCAUCAUCCAACAGCCUGUGAACCUCACUGGCUUGGCUGCAGAGUAUGCAGAAAAAGCAACUCAGUUCAUCCAGCGCGCAAGUGAAAGCGGACGCCCCUUCUUCCUAUACCUAGCGCUGGCCCAUAUGCACGUGCCCUUGGUCCUCGCUCAGCCUCCCUCCAGCUCCUCAUUCCCUGGGCCAUACCGAGCCAGCCUGAGGGAGAUGGAUGCCCUGGUGGGACGGAUAAAGGACAAAGUUGACGGCUGCGGGAAGGAAAACACAUUCCUUUGGUUCACAGGAGACAAUGGCCCUUGGGCUCAGAAGUGCGAGCUUGCAGGGAACGUGGGCCCAUUCUCCGGGGCAUGGCAAAGGCAACGAGGUGGGAGUGCAGCCAAGCAAACGACCUGGGAAGGGGGACAUCGUGUUCCGGCGCUGGCUUAUUGGCCUGGCAGGAUCCCUGCCAAUGUGUCAAGCGUUGCACUGUUGAGCACCACAGACAUUUUCCCCACCUUGGUGUCCCUGGCAAAGGCGAGCCUCCCUCCCAACAGGCGCUUCGAUGGUUCAGAUGUGUCUGAGAUUCUCUUUGGGCAGUCGCACCAAGGGCACAAGACGUUGUUUCACCCCAACAGUGGAGCAGCUGGAAAGGACGGAGAGAUAAAAGCGCUACGGCUGGCUCAAUACAAGGCAUUUUACACUACAGGCGGGGCGAAAGCCUGUGACGGAAGCAUUGGGCUGGAAGAGCAUCACCAACUACCACUCAUUUUUAAUCUGGAUCACGACAUUCAGGAGCAGGUGCCUCUGGACAUGAAGGCUGGCGAGUAUCAGGCUGUGCUACCUGCGAUAACCAGGGCUUUGACAGACUUUCUUCAGGAUAUUGCAUCAGACAACAUCUCAACAGCUGAUUACGCCCAUGAUCCAGCAGUGAUGCCCUGCUGCAAUCCACAGCACAUAGUUUGCCGAUGUCAGGCUUGCUGCUCUAGCCCUGCCAUGGUAGACAGUAACAGGGAGCCGUAAUCAACAGUUUCACACUGACUUGGCUGUCAGGUCAGUCUGUGCCGUUCUAACUGUGCUGUAUGCAAAUAAAUCUGAUGCUGUCUAAACCA
Molecule: messenger RNA, 4015 nt
Organism: Chelonia mydas (Green sea turtle)
Lineage: Eukaryota; Metazoa; Chordata; Testudines; Cheloniidae
Gene: ARSG
Product: arylsulfatase G
Exons: 13
Coding region: 2304-3926 (540 amino acids)
Molecular function (GO): arylsulfatase activity
Source: RefSeq, a predicted model, not a curated record